AGUUUGGAAAUUAACGCGCCGACAUCGCGCGGAUCGCUUAGCUCCAUAAAUAUAUACGUAAAUAUACUCGUAUUAAAUCAACUGUCGGCGUAACAAUUGAGCAUUCGUUUUGAUAUCUAGUUUUCUACAAUUUAAAAAAAUCUAAAAUAGACGCCACUACAGUUUUAUCAGUUUUGGGAAACUUAUAAUUGUCGUACGAGUGAAAAUUUCCUUAAGUUAGUCGCCGACACGACGAUAUAAACACGCUGAGCAAGUGCCCAUAAGAUAUUAAAUAAUUAGAAAUUGAAUAAUUUUUAUAGCCAUAUGAAGUCACUAAAAAAUUAAUCCAAGUCAAGGAAUCUGUACACAACUUAUUACGCAUAAUUUAUAUGAAACCACAACAAUGACAAGCAAAUCAAAGUAACUGCAUAUAUAUAAAUAGAUGCAUACGUGUAUAAUACAGAUCUUUGGAAGCGCAGUACAACGCAAGCGCUGAUUAAGUUCCACAUACGAGUAUAAACAAAAUAUAUAACAAUUGUAAUAAGUCGAAAAAAAAAGGAAAAGUUAUCAGCGUGCGCAACAUUUAAGCAGUUGUAAAAAACUUGAUUUUAGUAACAAAAACUAACGGAGCAGGCCGCGUGCCACUUGCUACCGAGCUUACAACAUUUACAACAUUCCGCAAGCCGUUCAAAGUAAGACAGUCUUUGGAUUACUGCCUCACCACCGCACCACCACCAACACCACCACCAACACCACCAGCAGCAGCCACAAUACGCUGCAUGCGAAAUAUCAAAAGUUACGAUUACAAAAUAUGUGCACAAUAUUGUUAAUGCAACGGUCAACAACACGAACCGGCAGCACAGUCAGCGGCAGCAACAACAUGUUGCUGCUGUUGCUGUUGUCGCUGUUGUCGCUGUUGAAUGGUCAAAUCGAACUGGUGGAUGGCCACAAAGUGACGGCCAGCCUCAUCACGAAUCACAACUACCCAGUGGAGGAGCACACUGUACACACACCGGAUCAUUAUAUACUCACCAUAUAUCGUAUACCCACCUCUCCGAAACUUCUGAAACAUAACGAUACCAUUCAAAAGCCUGUUGUAUUCCUGCAGCAUGGCAUACUUUGUGCAUCGGAUGAUUGGAUCAUCAAUGGUCCGGAGACAUCGCUGGCAUAUAUGUUCGCCGAUGCGGGAUACGAUGUUUGGCUGGGUAAUGCCCGGGGUAAUACGUACUCCCGCCAACACAAGCACAUACAUCCGGACACAACGGAUUUCUGGAAGUUCAGCUGGCAUGAGAUUGGGGUCUAUGAUCUGGCUGCCAUGUUGGACUACGCGCUGAACGUUAGCAACUCCAGUUCCCUGCAUUUUGUAGCACAUUCCCAGGGCACAACAACAUACUUUGUGCUGAUGUCCUCGCUGCCUUGGUAUAAUGAGAAGGUGCGAUCGGUGCAUCUGCUAGCGCCGAUUGCUUAUAUGAGAAAACAUUCAUUCAUUCUAUCCAAACUGGGUGGCAUUUUUCUGGGAUCACCCUCGUUCAUCAGCUGGGUAUUGGGUAACAUGGAGCUGUUGCCCAUUACCAGCAUACAGAAGCUGUUUUGUGAGCAUAUUUGUUCCGAGGGCUCAAUACUGAAAUUCCUGUGCUCCGGACUGCUGGAUUUCAUUGGAGGUUGGGGUACCAAACAUCUCAAUCAUACUCUGCUUACUGACGUCUGUGAGACACAUCCUGCGGGCGCUUCCACAACUCAAAUCAUUCACUAUUUGCAAAUAUACACCUCGGGAGAAUUCCGACAGUACGAUCAUGGGAAGGAGCAGAAUCAGAUCAUCUAUCAGCAGUCGACGCCGCCCUCCUAUAAUGUCAAGAACAUUAAUAGUUGUGUUAAUAUGUAUUAUAGUGACAAUGAUUAUAUGUCGGCAGUGGAAGAUGUUGAGUAUCUGGCAACGUUAUUGCCCUGUGCAGAGCUAUAUCGCAUACCGUAUACGGACUGGAACCAUUAUGACUUUUUGUGGUCUGUCAAUGUCAAAGAAGUGAUAAAUAAUAGAAUAAUAGAUAAAAUGCUCAGUUAUGAUAUAGAACACGCAACGGGAAUGAGUUUCUAAAUAGAAGUCUUAAGUAGCACUGACAAAUCCAACAUAAAUAAAUCAAAUUAAUUAAUUAAAACAAUAAAUCUUUAAGAAAUCAAAGAAGUGUAAAAGUCUUAAUGUAAAUAAGUGUAUAUAAUAAUAUAGUUAGCCAUGAGCGUGUGCGUGAUAUAUUUGUUAAUAAUUAGCUUUUAAGCUGCUAAAGGUUUGUGAAAUGCUUGUUUAAAACAAAAAUAGCUUUAUAUACUCUGUAAAAUAAACAUA
Messenger RNA from Drosophila innubila, 2317 nucleotides. RefSeq names its product lipase 3. Gene Ontology annotation, biological process: lipid metabolic process. The record is from RefSeq and is a predicted model, not a curated record. Lineage: Eukaryota; Metazoa; Arthropoda; Insecta; Diptera; Drosophilidae. The transcript is spliced from 5 exons. The coding region runs from base 791 to 2071 and encodes 426 amino acids. Gene Ontology annotation, molecular function: hydrolase activity, acting on ester bonds.